Molecule: messenger RNA, 1104 nt
Organism: Lecanosticta acicola
Lineage: Eukaryota; Fungi; Ascomycota; Dothideomycetes; Mycosphaerellales; Mycosphaerellaceae
Source: the annotation of a GenBank genome assembly
AUGUCGAAAAGCGAGAAGCCCGUAGCCAUCGUGGUAGGCGCCUCUCGAGGCAUCGGAAGACAAGUGGCCAUCGAUCUGGCAAGGAAUGGAUACGCAGGUAGGUACCUACUCUCGCCUGUCAUUUGCUGAAGAACGAAGAACUUGAACUCACGAAGCUUCCACGCACAAGUCGUCGUAGCCGCCAAAACGACCUCGGACGCAUCCAAAUGCCACCCUUUCCCCCCGGACCCCAACUCCCCUGCGUCAACAAUCAACACCGUCGCGCGCGAAAUCUCAUCCGAGAACAACGAAGCCUACCCCAUACAAGUAGACGUCCGCUCCCACGCCGCCAUGCAAUCCCUCAUCCAGACGACGGGUGACAAAUUCGGCAGGAUAGACGUUCUGAUCUACAAUUCCGGGGCGAUCUGGUGGAGUUCCAUUACCAAGACUCCGAUGAAGAGGUUUCGGUUGAUGCAGAGUAUCAAUCCGGAAGGCUUGUAUGGGUGUGUACAGGAGGUGUUGCCCUGGAUGACACGGCGCGGGACUGGCGAGGGGAGGAUCGUGGUGAUCAGUCCGCCCAUCUAUAGGAGGUUUUUGAAGGGGAAGACGGCUUAUGCGAUGGGGAAAUGGGGUAUGAGUGCGCUUACGAUGGGUUUGGCGGUGGAUUUUGAGAGGGAAGGGUUGGAUGGCAUGGCUAUUACGAGUUUGUGGCCGGCCGUGGUGAGUAUUCCUCUUCCUCCUCCUCCUCCUCCAACAGCAACCUCUCCUAAAUCCCAUACUAACCAUGCUCCACCACACAAGGCAAUCGAAUCAGCAGCAACCCAAUCCUCCUCAGCAGAAGAGACCCGCCAAUCUCUCCGCAAACCCACAAUCUUCUCCGAUGCAAUCCUUUCAAUUCUGCGCGCAUCUCCCAAAGACGUGUCUGGGAAAUGUCUCCUGGAUGAAGACUAUCUCCGCGAGCACGAUGGAAUUCAGGACUUUAGCAAGUAUGCUCUGGUGCCUGGAUCAACACCGAGAAGGAUCAUGCCCGCCAGGCUUCCCGAUUUACGAGUCGAGGAGGAAGACGACGAGGGCGUGAGGAUAGACAGCACCGAGAGCCGUAGCGGAAGAGAAACAAAAUUGUAG